CUUUGUUUGCAGAGGGCUUGGCAGGAGUGAAGCGCAAGCAGCCGGGUAUUUAAUAUUUGUUUGAGUCGUUGGCACCCGGGUGACUGCUGCAGCGCUGGACGUGCAGUGAUCUACCCCAUCAGCAUGGAAUUAACCCCGCAGUUCCUGUAGAGCUCUGCUAACCAGAAAAAUAUGCCAGAAAUGAUUUCCUCACCAGAUUUCAGCAGUGAAACUGAUUUCAUGGCACAGUACAUGUCCAACAUUGCACGUGCCGGCGUCAUCGUGAACUCUGCUUUCCCGAACCUGGAAUUGGGUGGAGAUGGGCAGACGCCGAGGCCUCCUAGCGCCCUUUCCGGAACGCGGAUUCCCACGCCUUUCUCCGGCAGCAGCAGCCUGUUAAGUGAGGACUCUUUUGAACACCAAAAUGCGGUUCAUAAACCCCCGCACCAUAAGCUGGACCAUGCAGGGCAGAUGUCGGCACAUAAGGACCCUGACUGGGAAGGGAGCAGAAGUCGGCCGCACAGCAGGCCGCUUUUCAGAGAGGAGGACGUUUUAAGAGAAGAACUAAAUGAUCCACUAUUUAAAAAACUCGAACAGCUUAAAGAAAUACAACAGCAGAAACAAGAGCAGUUAAAGCAGCAGCAGAUGGAGCAGCUCCAUAAGCUCAUGGAGGAGCAGAAAAUGCUGCUGAACCUGGUAUCGCGGCAGCCAUCAUACUCCGAACAGGAGCAGCAGAACCUCCUAUCGGGACAUCUCAGUAGCUCUUUGUCCCAAAAACAUCUUUCACACCUUAUGUCCUCUGUCAGUGGGAACAUCCCCAGAGACUCCCCAUACAUGAAGCAAGAACUGCUCACCAAGGACAGAAGUCCAUCCCGACCCCCUUCCGUAUCUGUUCGGGAGCUUAGUCCUGAAAAAUCCAAAACGCUAGAGGAGCUAUUAAACGAGGAGGACACUGAAGAUUAUUCGGGGGAUGAGUAUGAAACAGAAGAUUCUUCACACAGAGAAGAUUCCUCCAGGGUAACGCCAGAACCACUUACUAAGAACAAUGCAGAGGACAGGCCCAUUGUGUCUGGUAUCAAGGAAAGAAAGAAAUCAUUUGAAGAGUUCUUGGAGGAACAGAUGAGGAUUGAAGAACAAAGACUUAAACAAACCAACCUACAACAGGCCAUUGAAGAACAGUCAAAGAGUAAACUAGCAGUGAAAAGACCAUUUCUUCGUAGAGGAGAGGGGAUUGCUAGAUUUAAAAAUGCACCUACUAAACGAAUCAAACCUCAGGAAAACAAAGCAAAUUCUGCAGAAGUGGCUGUUCCUCAGAAAUUGGAGAAAGUUCACAUUCAAAGAAAAAUUGCACCAUUUAGCAAGGAUCCGGCGUCUGAGAAUGGAUCUGGGGUAACAAAAAUCACAGCUCUGCCUGCAAGAGAGAAGAGCGAGUCAGCACAGAGAAAAGCUGUCCUUAAAAACCACAACCGAAAGCAUAGUGUGUCCUCCGCCACGGCACACGGGCAGCUGGAAGACAAGACCACCUUAAGUGGGAGAAAUUCUGUUAUUCUAGAGAGAAAAGCCAUGGUAGAGCUUGAUAAAGAAAAUGUGGAUAACACAAGGUCAACCGAAACCAGCAAUAAAAUGGACAUUAAGGCCCAGAAUGGUGACCCAAAGGGUGCCAACCCUGCAAAUUUGUCUUUCGAAGUUUCAUUCCAAAAACGGGUGGUGAACUGGGAGAAGGAUAAACAGAAGGAACACUAUGAAUUAGGUGAAUUUUUGCUUCUGGAGCAAGCUGCCGAGGACCUCUCAUUUUCCAGCAACUCUUCAUUUGUCCAGAAACUCCUUGAUCAGAAUUUCCAGAAUGACAGCCGCAGGUUGUCUUCUACACCAGUUAAAUCGUCAGAAAAGCACCAAGAAAAAGUAGGUAACACCAUGAGGAAUGCAAGUGGUGGAAAGUUGUUUCAGAAAAUGGAGGUGUCCGGGUCAUUGUCAGAAAACGUUUCUAAUGUUAAACUUCCAGAACAGGGUGGAAAAAACUCAUGUGAGUUACAAAGGACUAGUGAGAAAGCAAAAAAAUCUCAUGUUUCUGACCCUGUAUCAAGUGAAGGGGACUAUGCAUCCUCUGGAGAUGAACAUAGUAACUCGGUUUCCAGUGAAAAUGAAGAUGAUACUGACAGCAGCACCAGGGAUCACGGCCCUAACACUGAAGACCUCAAGGGUCCUUCUCAAAGACUUAACAGGGGCAGUAAGGGCAGGGAUUUCGAUCUAGACUUAUCAGAUGGUGAAGAUAAUGAAAGUAAGGAUAAAACACUAUUAGCAGACACCAGCAAAGCAUCCUUGAAAGAUGACCAUAGUUCUUCAUCGUCUGACUCAAGUCAAGUAGGGUUUGAUGAUGAACGGACUUGGGAUGACCUUGGUAAUGUGCAAAGCUUGCAGGGCGUUUAUGAAAAUCAUUUUGCCACCAAGCAGUUUAUCCCAUCCGAGUACACCAGCAUCAGUCCUAACGAUGCAUCGAACAAAGCCGUCACAAGAAAAGUGGCAUCCAAAAAAGAUCAGCUUCAAGCUACAAAUACUAGUACCUCAGAUACUCCUCCAGCUUCAGAACUGAUGAUGAAGUUGUUUCCAGCUCUUAAGCCAAAAGCAAAACCAGAGGCGCCAAGUGCAACUAAACCUGGGUCAAGUCAAGAGGGACCAGGGGAUGCUGCGCGGUCUCAGCUUUUGAAGGAGAAACUAGUUGAAUUAGAAACUGAAAUUGAAAGGUUUAAGAUGGAGAAUGCCUCCCUGGCAAGGCUCCGUGAAGACAAAGAAAAAACUCUAGAGAAUCUAAGGAAAGAAGUUACAGACUUCGAACAGCAGAAAGCAAAAGAACUGGCCAGGAUUGAGGAGUAUAAAAAAGAAGAAAUGAAGAAGCUCCAAAAAGAGCGCAAAGUGUUUGAGAAGUAUGCUAGUGCUGCACGAGCAAUACCGGACAAGAAAGAACGGGAGGAAAUCCAGACUUUAAAGCAACAGAUCAAAGACUUACAAGAGGAGUUAAAGAAAAAGGACACAAAGUGGUCAACUACCCAUGUGCGUCUCCGAAAUCAGAUAGAAACCUUGUUAAAAGAAAACGGGGAACUGCGGGAAGAAAUCAAGUUUAUGGAAAAAGUUCGGUUGGAAACUUGGAAGAAAGCUGAGGCAGUGGAAAGCAAAAAGAAGACAAGUGAAGCUCCUACAACCCAAGUGAAGAGAUCAGAAUCUGUAAGUCCCCUGCACAUGUUAAAACAGAGACGGACGUCUGCUCCCGAACCAGAAAAGAGCACUAAGAUUCUCCGAAGCCAUUCUCCCAUUAAAGGACUAUCCUCCAGAAGUUUCAGACAGAUGUCACUCAGCGACUCCAGUAAUUCUGAAGCAUCAAAAGCCAAAGCAACAGAGCCUGUGACCAGCACUACUCCACAGGUUCCUGACAAGGUGCUACCUACAGAACCCAAAAAUGACAGCUCACCAGUGAAAGACAAUGAUGACGUCCAGGGAGAAAUUACAUAUCCAGAUGGAAAGGUAGAGCGGAUUUUAAGAAACGGAUGUCAUGUAAUUUUAUUUGCGAAUGGGACACGUAAAGAAGUGAGCCCUGAUGGAAAGUCUACAACUGUGACCUUCUUCAAUGGGGAUGUUAAACAAGUGAUGGAAGAUCAGAGAGUGAUUUAUUAUUACGCUGAUGCCCAGACUACUCAUACAACAUACCCCGAUGGCCUCGAAAUACUUCAGUUUUCCAAUGGACAGAUAGAAAAACAUUUUCCUGAUGGAAAGAAAGAGAUAACAUUUCCAGAUCAAACAAUAAAAAAUCUUUACCGUGAUGGAAGAGAAGAGAGCAUAUUCCCCGAUGGAACAAUCAUAACCACUCAUCUAGAUGGGACCAAAGUAAUAGAAUUUGACAAUGGACAGCGAGAAUUGCACACAGCUCAGUUUAAAAGGCGGGAAUACCCAGACGGUACAGUCAAAACUGUGUACACCAACGGUCAACAGGAAACCAAGUAUGCCUCAGGGAGAGUCAGGGUUAAAGACAAAGACGGCAACAUUAUCAUGGACACUAAGCUGUGAAGGAUUGUUAUGUCUGCACUCAGCAUGUAUAUAAGUUUUGUAAAAGCAGAAUGUCACACUGUACUUACUGUAUAUACGAGCUGUACAUAAGCAUUUUAUUUUUUUAAUGAAUGUCUGUAAAAUACAAUUCUUAAUAUAAUAAAACAAGAUUUGAAGUGUGA
Bufo gargarizans (Asiatic toad) is the source of this 4196-nucleotide messenger RNA. RefSeq names its product centromere protein J (gene CPAP). The record is from RefSeq and is a predicted model, not a curated record. Gene Ontology annotation, molecular function: tubulin binding. The transcript is spliced from 17 exons. Gene Ontology annotation, biological process: cilium assembly; centriole elongation. Bases 172 to 4035 code for a protein of 1287 amino acids. Gene Ontology annotation, cellular component: centriole; nucleus; centrosome. NCBI's taxonomy places the organism in Eukaryota, Metazoa, Chordata, Amphibia, Anura, Bufonidae.